This is a messenger RNA of Morone saxatilis (striped sea-bass), 1231 nucleotides long. Its product is annotated as M1-specific T cell receptor beta chain-like. Bases 16 to 939 code for a protein of 307 amino acids. The transcript has 7 exons. NCBI's taxonomy places the organism in Eukaryota, Metazoa, Chordata, Actinopteri, Moronidae. The record is from RefSeq and is a predicted model, not a curated record.
GGAGUCAAAGUGACGAUGAAGUGCAGCAUGGGUCAAGGGUUAGAUAUGAGCAGUUACACCAUGCUCUGGUACCGGCAAAACCACCACGGAGCUGCAAUGGAGUUCCUCGUCAAAGAGUACGAUGAAACUGUGGGCCACUUCCAGUCAUCGAUCGACACAUCCAAAAACAGCUUCUUUCUUGAAAUUACUGAGCUGUACCCUAACGACAGCAGCACCUACUACUGUGCUGCCAGUCACAGUUCCUCUGUUGGUGUGAAAGUUCACCAGCCUUCAUUAGGAUUCAGCCGUGAAGGAGACCCGGCUGUAACCUUGCAGUGUGAACAAGAUGAUGAACAAUAUUUCUACAUGUUUUGUAGAGGAGACAUUCAGUGUGACACUGGAUCUGAAGCUUACUUUGGAAAAGGAACAAAACUCACUGUUUUGGAAGUUGACAAAGACAUUACUGGACCAACAGUGAAAGUGCUUCAACCUUCGCCAAAGGAGUGCAAAAAUAAAAAAGACAAAAUAAGGAAGAAGACCUUGGUUUGUGUGGCCACUGAAUUCUACCCAGACCAUGUCAGCGUAUACUGGCAGAUCAGUGGGGAAAAUAUCACUGACGGUGUGGCGACGGACGAGGCUGCCCAGUGGAUCCCGGGAGAGAAGUUUUACCAAAUUACCAGCAGGUUGAGGGUUCCUGCCGAAGAAUGGGAAAACUCAGAUAAUAAAUUCCAAUGCAUUGUCAAUUUCUUCAAUGGAAGUGCUACUGUCCCUUACUCAGAUUCAAUUUAUGGUGAAGCUUCGACAACAGCAAAUAAAAUGACAAGAGAGAAAUAUUUGAAGAUCACACAGACUGCCAAACUCACAUACGGUGUUUUCAUCGCCAAGAGCUGCAUCUACGGGGCCUUUGUACUGUUUCUGGUGUGGAAGCUUCAGGGCUCAAAGGGAAAGCAGAAGUACUGAGAGCUGAGGCCAAAUCAGUUCUAGGAGAUCUAGAAGAAGAUGUUGGUUUCUGUAAAUAAAGGUUGAAAACGUUUCACAACUUUGUAUAUUGCAGUGCAUUUGCAUUUAUUACUCAAUUACAUAAUCAAAUUCUGCUAAAAUAGAUGAACAGUUCUAUACAUAUUAGUUUUUUAAUCUUAAAGCUGCUUUGGCAUCACAUUUGAUGAAUACUUAGAAUAAUAAUCCUGUGUUUCUAAGGCACUUUUUUGCUUAAUAUUCAUCUAAAUAAAAACUUUUCAGAGGAUGCCAUCAA